CAACCGUUUGCGGCAUAAACACAUGGACGCCUGCGGUUAGCAACGAUAACUCGAGAGGUCAAAAGUUAUGAUCCUAAUCUGGGAAAGAAGCGGGACAUAACACUGAGACAUGGCCAGCUCCAUGGUGGCAGUGGGUCUGGCUCUGGCUGCUGCUGGGUUUGCAGUAAGAACAGCACGUUUUCCCGGCAGGUCGCUACGCCUUGCAGGCCAUGAAACAAAUGGAGCCACAGGUGAAACAGGCCCUCCAGAGUUUUCCCAAGACGGCCUUUGGCGGAGGAUACUACAGAGGCGGCUUUGAACCAAAGAUGACAAAGAGAGAAGCUGCUCUGAUUUUAGGCGUCAGUCCCACAGCCAACAAGAAUAAGAUCCGAGAAGCCCAUAGGAAGCUGAUGGUCCUGAACCAUCCAGACAGAGGUGGUUCUCCGUACAUCGCUGCAAAAAUAAAUGAAGCAAAGGACUUGAUGGACGGCCAAGCCAAGAAACAGAGCUGAAGAUCAGGACGAAAUGAAAUUCAUCUCACGCUGCUUUUGCUCUCUGUUUCAUGGACUGACUUAAGGAAGCGCUUGACUUUUUUUGUAAUUAUUCCCAAAUAAAAACAAAACAAUAACUGUA
Molecule: messenger RNA, 612 nt
Organism: Poeciliopsis prolifica (blackstripe livebearer)
Lineage: Eukaryota; Metazoa; Chordata; Actinopteri; Cyprinodontiformes; Poeciliidae
Gene: dnajc19
Product: DnaJ (Hsp40) homolog, subfamily C, member 19
Exons: 6
Coding region: 210-491 (93 amino acids)
Biological process (GO): protein import into mitochondrial matrix
Cellular component (GO): PAM complex, Tim23 associated import motor
Molecular function (GO): ATPase activator activity
Source: RefSeq, a predicted model, not a curated record